Molecule: messenger RNA, 1072 nt
Organism: Corticium candelabrum
Lineage: Eukaryota; Metazoa; Porifera; Homoscleromorpha; Homosclerophorida; Plakinidae
Exons: 1
Coding region: 26-1042 (338 amino acids)
Molecular function (GO): nucleic acid binding
Source: RefSeq, a predicted model, not a curated record
AACUCUCUUUCACUUACUGAAGGAAAUGGGAUUCAGACAUACCCUACGUGACGACAAAUUAUAUUUCUAUGAACGUAGAGACAUUAUGGAGCAGCGCCAUAAUUACCUCAAAAAAAUUAGGCAGUAUAGAAGAGAAGACCGUCCCAUAGUGUACUUGGACGAAACCUGGGCAAAUUCACACAUGGCUCCGGAGAGACUCUGGCUGGAUGAACAGGGACGCGGUGGGUGGAAAAGACCUUCAGGAAAGGGUCAACGCCUUAUCAUACUUCACGCAGGAAGUGAAACGGGGUGGACUCCCAAUGCAGACUUGGUUUUCAGAUCAAAGAAGAACAGCACAGACUACCACGACGAAAUGAACUCAGAGCAUUUCUUGGAGUGGUUCCAGAAGCUGUUAGUCAAUAUACAGCCAGGCUCCGUUAUCGUGCUUGAUAACGCCCCUUACCACAACUCUGUAGUAGAAAAGGUUCCGACAAAAUCAAGCAGAAAAAAAGAAAUGCAAGAGUGGCUUACAAGAAAACGAAUUCCUUUUAGUGACAAAGACCUAAAGAAGGAUUUGUUUGCAAAAAUCCAAUUGUCGGUGCCAAACAGGAAGUUGUACGCUACCAACGAAGCUGCCAAGGCAUGCGGCCACAUUGUCCUCCGAUCUCCUGUCGCACAUUGCGAACUUAACCCCAUAGAGCUGGUCUGGGCUGAUGUCAAACGAUAUCUCAAAGUCCACAACAAAACGUUCAAGCUUGCAGACCUCGAGCAAUUGGUUCCGGAUGCAUUCCAAUCCGUCACACCCGAGAUGUGGGCCAAACACUGCCAGCAUGUGCAGGAAGAGGAAGAGCGCUUCUGGGAGAAGGAUGGACUCCAAGAAGAGAGCGUGGAGGAAUAUAUCAUAGAACUGGGGACAGAGGAUGACGACGAUGAUAUCGAGGUUAGAGACAUAGAAUUCGAAGGUGAAGGAGAAGACUCCGACGGUGAACAAGACGAAUGUGAACCUGUUAUGGACGAGAACGACAGGGAAUUGUUGCGAUCAGACGCUGUUUCAGAUGCGUAGUAGCGUAAUGACAACAUACAGUAAUCGGUU